AUGUCCGGCCACAAGCAGGCAAUAUCUGCGUCAUACGCUUCCCCGCGACCACCCACGUCCCAGCUUUUCCGACACGAGAUCGCUACAGUUCUGGACCAGGAAGGCUCCGUGGCAAACAAAAAGGCAUAUUUAACGGAGCUUCGCGGCCUAGUCACCCUGGUACAGGCUGAAAUUAACGUUUUUCUCACCGAGAGAAUGGAAGAGGAUAAACAAAGGGAAGGAGGUGGAAGCAAGGAUGCAGAGCAGGAAGCAAAGGAGGAACAGAAUUAUGGCGAGGAAAACGUCGAGGAUGAUGAUGAUGCUUAG
Talaromyces atroroseus is the source of this 306-nucleotide messenger RNA. RefSeq lists its product as hypothetical. The record is from RefSeq and is a predicted model, not a curated record. NCBI's taxonomy places the organism in Eukaryota, Fungi, Ascomycota, Eurotiomycetes, Eurotiales, Trichocomaceae. Bases 1 to 306 code for a protein of 101 amino acids. The transcript has a single exon.